Messenger RNA from Sander lucioperca (pikeperch), 2177 nucleotides. It is a transcript of the gene armc6, whose product is annotated as armadillo repeat containing 6. The coding region runs from base 357 to 1763 and encodes 468 amino acids. Gene Ontology annotation, biological process: hematopoietic progenitor cell differentiation. NCBI's taxonomy places the organism in Eukaryota, Metazoa, Chordata, Actinopteri, Perciformes, Percidae. The transcript is spliced from 9 exons. The record is from RefSeq and is a predicted model, not a curated record. Gene Ontology annotation, molecular function: protein binding.
UUAAGAAGCUAACGUUACUCCAUUUGUAAUGUUUUUCCCUUGUCGUGACCCCGGUGAUAAAUUAACGGUUAAAUCGUUGUCUUCAGGAGAAACGGAAUUACUGGAACUAAUGUUUUGCAGUCUGAGUCCUAACCGAGAAUAUGUAUGAGUGGGACCUUUUGCGGAAUUUACUAUUCACUUAAAAUUUUACGUCCAAUUCACGCCCUGUUCACGCCCCGCGCUCCUUGCUGAGGCAAGCUACAUCCAUGCAUAGCUGAGAGCUGAAGUAGCGUGCACAACGACUACGGAAAUGGAAGAAAAACAUCGUGAUAUCGCGAGAAUCCUGCUGCCGUGCAAGUGGCGAUUAACUGGCGAAAAUGGCGAAGCGGAGGAUCACACAGGAAACCUUUGAUGCUGUUGUCAGGGAAAACAUGGAGGAGUUUGAGAUGGGUCCUGAUGAGGCUUUGAAGGAGGCUGUGGAGCAGUUUGAGUCUCAAGGUGUGGACCUCAGUUAUAUAGUAAAAGCUGUAGCAGCUGUAUCAUCUGACGACAAACCAGAAGAGCAAUCACACAAGGUCUUACAGGCUUUGGAUUCCCUCCGCAUUGGAAAAGACUCUGCCGGUGUUAAGGAAGUGACGGCAGACAUAAAAUGCUUCACUGAGCAUUGCUCACUUGAAUUUGCCCAGAGGUACCUGGCUGCCCAAAAAGACGCCUACCCCGUCAUCCUCUCUUACUGCAAAAAGAGUGUGGAGGAGCAGGAAUCUGUGUUAACUGCCCUGUCCGCUCUGGCUGCACUGACAGAUGGACAGCCGGACUUGUUGGAUGCAGAGGGCCAGCAGUUCCUUUUGAAUGUCCUUAAGAAGUACGAGGCAGAUUCCUCUGUGUUGCGUGUAGCCAUUUGCACUGUGCGUCACUGCUGUUUGAAACAUGAACAAAACAGGCAGGAUUUGGUAAAAGGUGGCGUCCUGCCUCUGCUGACCGGUGCCACCGCACAACACAGUGGAUGUGCUGAGCUGGUCAAGGAGGCGUCGGCUGCUCUCAGGAUCAUGACCUUUGAUGAUGAUAUCCGAGUUCCGUUUGGGCAAGCUCACGAACACGCCAAGAUGAUUGUUCUUCAACACAAUGGGCUGAAGGUUUUGAUUGAGUCUGCAAAAGCUCACCUCGGUAAUACUUCUGUUCUGAGAGAGCUGUGUGCGACUUUGUCCCAUCUGGCUGUAAGGAAUGAGUUCUGUCAAGACAUCUGUGAUCUGGGAGGAUUGAAACUCAUCAUGACGCUGCUUGCGGAGAGCUAUGAGACACCAGAGUUGGUUCGGCAGGUCCUUAGUGCAAUACGAGCCAUAGCAGGAAAUGAUGACGUGAAAGAUGCAGUUGUUAAUGCUGGUGGAGUCGAGCUCAUUGUCAUUGCCAUGAACAAACACAUGAGCAUCUCUGCUGUGUGUGAGCAGGGCUGUGCAUGUCUCUCUGUCCUUGCUUUGCGUAAACCAAACAACUGCAAAGUCAUCAUGGAAAAUGGAGGUGCCUUGGCUGCUCUGCAGGCUAUGAAGAUGCAUACUGAUAAGGUCAAUGUGCAGAAACAGGCAUGUAUGCUGUUGAGAAAUCUGGUUUCACAUAUGAGUAACUUAAGCCAACCAAUCCUGGAGAUGGGAGCAGAGGCCCUGAUAACCCAGGCCCUGCAGACCCAUGAAGACUGUGGUGACGUGGGUAAAGCAGCCCUCAGAGAUCUGGGAUGCCACGUGGAGCUCCGAGAGCUGUGGACUGGCAAAAAGGGCAGCCUUACCUACUGAAAGUAGGGGAGAGCAUCGCUGUACACCCUUACCAUAAAUUUGCCUGAAAAGAAAUUUAAGGCAAGAUGAAAUGUUAUCUUGGUAUACAUAGCCAAGAGUUUAAGCAGAUGCACCUACCUACUAUAUUUGUUUAAAGUAGUUGAUGUAGAAAAGGCUUGUAAGUCACCAGUCCCACACAAUGCUUUUGAGAGAUAAUGUUUCCAAUCCUUUUUCUGUUUUUGAAAUGUAGCCUACAAAGAGGUCAUUGUACCUGUUGUACAUGUUUUGUUUGUUAUUAAAUUUUUUUUUAAUCAAAUUUUCUGAUUCACAAUUUCAUAUCUGUACUGCAUUUAUGUUAAUAAUAUGUUAAUUUGUGUGUUUUGUGGCAUGGGUAAAUAUAAAUAAAUCUAUUUGCUAUCAUGCAAAUAGUUUAAC